Molecule: messenger RNA, 636 nt
Organism: Rotaria sp. Silwood2
Lineage: Eukaryota; Metazoa; Rotifera; Eurotatoria; Philodinida; Philodinidae
Source: the annotation of a GenBank genome assembly
AUGAGUACCAAAGCAGAUAAUCCCUCAAAUGCUCAUGAAGACAAUGCUCAUGAGAAUGAUACUCAUCAAGAUACAAAAUGCAAACAAGAUGAAUUCUUACACUCGGAUCAUUUAAAUUUCAUUAAUAACACAUACAUUUCAGAUGAAGAUGAUACUGAUUACAAUGAAGAUAUUUUUAAUUUGUCUUCUGAUAUAAGCGUACCAUUAUAUGAAAAUUCUCAUAUUUCAGUUAAAGUUGCUGCUACGAGCAUCAUGUCUAUGGCAAUAGAACUUGAUAUUCCAAAACAUCUUACUGAACGUAUAUUAAAAUUUAUCAAAACGCUCUCACCUAUUCCACAUUGUUUACCUACGAUUCAUCGAUCAAUACUUAAAUCAAUUGGUGUGAAGCCCACAUCAUCAUCUAAAUUUUAUUGUAAUUCUUAUCUUAAAUUAUGUGCAUUACGUUCUGGACACAAAUUUUGUGACAAUGAAAAAUGUGAAUUGAUUAACAAAGCUGAACGAAAUGGGAACAUUAGUGAAGCUGUCACUUUAGAUAUCAAACAACCGUUAAAGUCAAUAAUUACUAAAAAUAUUUAUUUAUUCGGUAACAAAAAAAUUUUUGAAUCUUUCGACAUCAGCCAUGAUACCCAUUAUUAA